Funneliformis geosporum is the source of this 459-nucleotide messenger RNA. Lineage: Eukaryota; Fungi; Glomeromycota; Glomeromycetes; Glomerales; Glomeraceae. The record is from the annotation of a GenBank genome assembly.
AUGUAUUCCUCUCUACUCAUCACAGUCCGUUCAAAAAGAGGCUACUAUGUAAGAAGAGUUAAAGAAAGUUUGUGGUCGACAUUUGUAUAUGACGAUUUAUACAAGCCUAUCGAUCCUGAAGAUACGCAAGCUGACACAUAUAUUUCUCUAAUAAUUAAAUCCAUUUUUACAGUUAAAAAAGAAUGUAUACAAUUAAAUAGGGUUUGGAUUCAGUUAGUUCUCAAGGUAAUUUUUGAUGAAAAACAUCUUUCGUCGAAAAUUGACUCUGAUAUAGUAGAAAAUUGGACUGAAGUGAUUAGCGACACCAAAAUGCCUUCUGAUCAAUUUGUGGAUGAUAAUAAUAAUAUAUCAUCAAAGUUAAAUGGAGAAACUUCUGUUAGAAUAAAUGAAGAUGAUAAAAUUCAUAAUUAUUGGAUUGUUACUGAAGCUGAAGAAGAUAUAGAACCUUUAGAUUGGUGA